Molecule: messenger RNA, 1323 nt
Organism: Ochotona princeps (American pika)
Lineage: Eukaryota; Metazoa; Chordata; Mammalia; Lagomorpha; Ochotonidae
Gene: GSC
Product: goosecoid homeobox
Exons: 3
Coding region: 186-956 (256 amino acids)
Biological process (GO): regulation of transcription by RNA polymerase II
Cellular component (GO): nucleus
Molecular function (GO): DNA-binding transcription factor activity, RNA polymerase II-specific; RNA polymerase II cis-regulatory region sequence-specific DNA binding
Source: RefSeq, a predicted model, not a curated record
GAGGGCGGGAGCAGCGGGCGCAGGGGGCGGGGAGGGGCGCGGGGCUGCGCGCUCGCCCUGCUCUCUUUCGGUUUGCUCGGCGGCAGGAGGAGCGGAGUCCACCCCAGCCCACCCCCACCCCCAGCCCACCCCCACCUUGAGGCUUUUUUCCUCGGCGCGCCCGGCUCCCGGCGCGGGGCUCGGGGAUGCCCGCCAGCAUGUUCAGCAUCGACAGCAUCUUGGCCGCCCGGCCGCGCUGCAAGGAUUCGGUGCUGCCGGUGGCGCCGAGCUCCGCGGCUCCGGUCGUCUUCCCGGCCCUGCAUGGGGACUCGCUCUACGGCGCCGGCGGCGGCACCUCCUCGGACUACGGCGCCUUCUACCCGCGGCCCGUGGCCCCCGGCGGCGCGGGCCUCCCGGCCCCGGUCGGUGGCUCCCGACUCGGUUACAACAACUACUUCUACGGGCAGCUGCACGUGCAGGCGGCGCCGGUGGGCCCGGCCUGCUGCGGGGCCGUGGCGCCCCUGGGCGCCCAGCAGUGCUCCUGCGUGCCGACGCCCCCAGGCUACGAGGGCCCGGGUUCGGUGCUGGUGUCGCCGGUGCCCCACCAGAUGCUGCCCUACAUGAACGUGGGCACGCUGUCGCGCACGGAGCUACAGCUGCUCAACCAGCUGCACUGCCGGCGGAAGCGGCGGCACCGCACCAUCUUCACCGACGAGCAACUAGAAGCGCUUGAGAACCUCUUCCAGGAGACUAAAUACCCGGACGUGGGCACGCGCGAGCAGCUGGCCCGCAAAGUGCACCUCCGCGAGGAGAAGGUGGAGGUCUGGUUUAAGAACCGCCGCGCCAAAUGGAGGCGACAGAAGCGGUCAUCCUCGGAGGAGUCGGAGAACGCAGAAAAGUGGAACAAGGCGUCCUCGAAAGCGUCGCCCGAGAAGAGGGAGGAGGAAGGUAAAAGCGAUGUGGACUCGGACAGCUGACGGCCGCAGGCCGCCUCGGAGGACUUGCACGGACAGACAGGCGAUGCUGCUGGCUUGCCCCCGCGCUGCGUCGCGGGUGGGUCGAGGAGAAGGAAGUAGGAGCUGUAAAUACUUGUUGUGCCGAGCCGUCCCGGCAGCCCGCGCCGCGUCCCCACCGUAGUAUUUAUAGUUAAAUUAAAGGCAACAGACAAAAAAGCGAUGGCGAGCGAUCUGUCUUUGCGUUUCUUUGCCGCCGCCACUCCGGUCUGUCUUAGGCCGGCAACAGAAACCUGCAAGCGGGCGUUUCCUAGCAGCGGGCGGCUUUGGCCUGUCGGAAAAAGAAAAACGCAGGGUUUUAAGUCUAAGAAGCAAACCAGGGCGCUUUCCA